Molecule: messenger RNA, 2031 nt
Organism: Solea senegalensis (Senegalese sole)
Lineage: Eukaryota; Metazoa; Chordata; Actinopteri; Pleuronectiformes; Soleidae
Gene: slc39a8
Product: solute carrier family 39 member 8
Exons: 8
Coding region: 318-1688 (456 amino acids)
Biological process (GO): zinc ion import across plasma membrane; intracellular zinc ion homeostasis
Cellular component (GO): membrane
Molecular function (GO): zinc ion transmembrane transporter activity
Source: RefSeq, a predicted model, not a curated record
GCUAUGGAAUGCAUUAUGUCAAUGAGUGUGUGUAUGCUUGUGCGUAUGAUGACACAAUACAAAGCUUUGAACAGUGAGCGCUCCAUUUUUCCUCUCCAUGACUGUGCAGAGUGAUCUUUGAACCUGGUCCACGCACACACACACACGCACGCACACACACACAGAGCAACAGGAAGGAAAAGUUUGAAAACACGCGCACAAGAGCCCGCGCCACGCGCCCCUGUGCGCCAUGGAGCCGAUGCUGCAGUGGGAGUUCUCGUGUGAAACGUCUUCAGAGGAACACGCGGUUUGAUCCACGAGAGGAAACAAAGUCAGAGAUGUUUCCCUCCAGAUUUUCUCCUCCUCUUGUUGUUGUUGUUGUUGUCGUCGUCGUCGUCGUCGUCGCGUGGAUCCAGGCGGUCUCCCCCGCGCUGCUCCACGGCACAGACGCUCAUCUGUUCCUGGAGAACAUUUUGACUUUUUACGGUGAAAACUCUUCCAUCUCCACGAAGGAUCUGGAGAAUCUGCUGCAGCUGAUUUCAGAGAGAAGAUCCGAGUCCGUGUUUGAAGGAAACCCGCUGUCAGACCGACAGUGUCUCUCUGCUGCACAGAUCUUGUCUCACUUUGGACUUUCUAAUGACAGUCAGCUGACUGUGGGACAUCUGGACACGAUCUGUCCUGCAGUGUUGACCCAGGUGCUGCUGCCCUCCUGCCCCUAUGUCCACCCCACCCCCCCCUCCACACUGGAUUACUCUGUGUGGGGUUAUGGUUUUCUGGCGGUGACUGUCAUCAACCUCGCAGCUCUGCUCGGCCUGUUCCUCAUUCCCUUCACCAGGAAAUCUUAUUUCCCUAAAAUCCUGACCUACUUCAUCGGCCUGGCCAUCGGGACGCUCUUCUCCAACGCUGUGCUUCAGCUCAUUCCAGAGGCUCUGGGUUUUGACCCCAAGUCUGAUAACUAUGUGUCCAACGCAGUUGGAAUCUUCGGGGGUUUUUACAUCCUGUUUGUUGUGGAAAAGAUUCUGAAAAUCACUCUGCGCAUGGACCAUGAGCACGGCCACAGUCACUUCUCUCAGGAGAACGGAGACGUGGUGGAGAAGAAGGACUCGGUCAUUGUGAGCAGCAUCAGCACCGUCAGCAGUCUGGAACAUACCAACAUGACGUCUCCUCAGGACGAGCCCUCGUCUGCUGUGAUGUGUCAGUGGCUGCGCGGGAAGCGCGUGUCCAGCAUAAAGACGGUUGCGUGGAUGAUCACGCUGAGCGACGCCGUGCAUAACUUCAUUGACGGCCUGGCCAUCGGAGCGUCCUUCACCGUCUCUGUAAUGACGGGAUUCAGCACGUCCACUGCCAUCGUGUGUGAGGAGUUUCCUCAUGAGUUGGGUGACUUUGUGAUCCUCCUGAACUCUGGUAUGAGCGUCCCUCAGGCCAUUUUCUUCAACCUGCUGUCGGCGGUGUCGUGUUACGUGGGCCUCGUGUUUGGAAUUCUCCUGGGCAGCAAUUUUGCCCCCAACGUAAUCUUUGCCAUCGCUGGAGGAAUGUUCCUGUAUAUUGGACUGGCAGACAUGUUUCCAGAGAUGGACAACAUCGCACGGGAACAGAAGAAAACCUCCACAAAGAUCGUCUUCUUCCUGAUCCAGAACGCUGGUCUGCUGUCAGGCUUCACCAUCAUCUUGCUCAUCACCAUGUUUGCUGGACAAAUCCACCUGGGCUGAGACACACACACACACACAAACACACACAGGAGGAGGAGACACAAACUGGAAAUUCACAAAAGUGCUGAGCUGCUGAUUGUGCUCACUAGGCUGGGCUACAUAAAUGAAUGCAAGGUGAUUUUUUUUUAUAUACAAAAACAAAGUAAGAAAGAAUAUUUUAAGGAGAUGCAAUGUUUUUCAUUUAUCAUUUGAGUAGAAUGUUUACUUCAUAACAAAAGGGAAAAUCUUUAGAAUCAUUUCAGGUAUGAAAUCUACACAAAUUUGUUUUAUUAAAUUAUUUUGUCAGGCUUCAUAUAUUGUGAAAUAUGGUGCUGUUUUGUAAACUAAACAUGUUGUGACAACA